Messenger RNA from Hypoxylon fragiforme, 2077 nucleotides. RefSeq lists its product as uncharacterized. The transcript is spliced from 6 exons. The record is from RefSeq and is a predicted model, not a curated record. NCBI's taxonomy places the organism in Eukaryota, Fungi, Ascomycota, Sordariomycetes, Xylariales, Hypoxylaceae. Bases 174 to 1874 code for a protein of 566 amino acids.
AUAUUCAAGAAAAGGGUCACCUUACCUUACGAAUUCCGACUUCCGUGAUAAUAGACUUCCUGGAGAUUACGCUCAAGGACUUGUACAGCUUCCGGUAACGACUUGAGCCAUUAUUACCAGAAUCUGAACUAGUUGUCAUUGGCCCUAGGCAGUUGAAGGUUGCCAUCGAAGAAAUGGCGAACUAUUCGCAGAUGGCUCCGGCCCAUAUUCACGGAAGCCAUGAUAUGAAUGUUCACAGCACUCAAGUGAUAGACAAUUCUCUCUCUUUGACACGCUCAACAGACCCAUCACAGAUCCCUCUCGUCUGUUUUGCGUGUACGGAUGAACCACGCUUCUCAGACCUCUCCCACCUCCUUACCCAUGUGGGCUCAAAGAGUCACUUAUCGCAAGUCUUUGAGCUACGUAUCGCGGGUAUGACCGACGAAGAAAGCGCUCAACGGUCUCGUAAGUUCGAAUUGUGGAAUUCCACUUACCACAUCGAUCGACUAGUAUGGCAACGUAGAGAGGCAAGAGGCGAGAAAGGUGAUCGAUCUCGACGACGUAGCCAACCCGCAAGAGAGACACCCAUCGGUCGAGUCACAUCUCGUGGUAAUCGUGGUGGCCGUGGUAGUCGUGGCGGCCGUAGCGGCACUAGCACUCGCAGUCGCGCCCGCAGAACCAACCAAGUUGAACAAUCCAAGUUCGAACCGGAGGAAACCAUGAAUUUCGGAAUUGGUUACAAUGAUGGUUCCCCAAUUCAUUCUUGGGCUAACUCAUUUAGCACACUAAUGCCUCACAGCGCCCAUCUUCAAGGUAUGGUACCCCAAUCAGACUUUGAGCAGCCGGGAGACGAACCUGGUUCUCCCAAAUACUCAUCAUCAGAGACCGGAAGCUCUUUCCCGUCUAAUAUGACGGAGUCCACCGAGAUCAACGAGGACACAGCCGUGCCGGCUCUAAAAGGCACACGCUUUCCUGGAAUGGGCCUUUUUGAUGCUGCCGAAGAGGCACAACGACGCAAGAGAAACCAGAAGAAAGACCCCGCGGUUCUCCAGAAACUCGAAGUUAAUUCUGCAAUGAUAACCACCCAAGAGGAAGUAUACAACUUCGACUUUGAACUUCUGCGAACUAGAGACGUCUAUGACGAUGCAUCCACUGAUGGAAGCGAUGAUGAAGAGGAGGAACAGGAAAAAGACAAGAAACGCAAGCGUCGAGCAUCUCAGGGACCCAAUUCAUCAAACACCCGGAAGAACAGUACCACGCGUGUCAUCAGAACAGCGGCCCAGGAUGAGCCAGCAUCUUCGCAAAUUUCCAGAGAGGCCUUUGAAACCAGAAGCCGAGCCUUGAAUGAUCAAGGUAGAGACAAUCGACCAACCAUCAUCCAAGGUUCAAUGUCACAGGCGCAGCUACCUCUUCAUAACCACGGGUUUGGUGGGAAUACUGGCCUGUUCCAUGACAGCAUGGGCACAGAUAAUGAACCAGAUGCUGCCCUCAGUCCUCGCGGAAGACGAAGACGGCAACACGAUCGUUUACCUGCCCUCGCCCUGAGGCCCGGCAACCCAAACCUCUCUUUUGCGUCGCCGAGCCCCGGUAUCAAACGAUCCCCGUCACAGUUCGGUGGGAAGGAGAACGACAAUAUGUCCCUCAAACCGACAACCUCGUCGUCCAAUCCAUAUCUAAAUUCGACCGAGACUCUUCAUAGUGAGAACUAUAACCCUCUCUAUGUCCAGCCUCGAGACGACCUUGGCCUUCGCUUGUACACCUCAUAUAAUGAGGGUAUGAAGCCAACCGCGGCCGGCUUUCAGCCGAUCAAUAGCCACGAUGUAUUCAACUCGUUGCAGCUGCCUCACCAAAAUGCUAACUUCCCAUCAAACCAUGCCAAUGACAACGACUUUUGAUGUUGAAACAGCUAAUGUUCAAUUCCAUUGAAUGCAUAAAUAAAUAGGACCGGGAAGUGCGCGAUUACAUCUCUGCCCAGAAUACGACGUAUUAUACCACGAAUACUUGGUCGGACGCCGUCUUAUACGAGGUCGUACCCUUUGCACUCGGAAGAGAAUUUUCGAAUUCCUCACAAGAACAGUUCAGCAAAUGAUGUUUUGCG